Molecule: messenger RNA, 929 nt
Organism: Cherax quadricarinatus
Lineage: Eukaryota; Metazoa; Arthropoda; Malacostraca; Decapoda; Parastacidae
Source: RefSeq, a predicted model, not a curated record
GAGCUCAUACAUUCUGCUCCCUCAAGACUGGUAACAUUGACUGACAGUGUUGGUCAUGUUGUUGUCCAGUUUAGUGUUGAUGCUGCUGCCAUUACUGUGUCAUGCUGCCACCCUCACCCUGCCCACCCUCACAGACAGCAAGGAGCCCAGCAGACGAAAUUGGCCCAUGGACAACAGCUUACAGACAUUACACUGGUUAAAGAUGCUGCUGGGAGAGCACCCAGACCUUGGGGAAGACCAUUCUGUCUUUGAUGUUCACAAGAGUCGACCAGAUGUCCGUCCUAUAUUGAAGAUCAAGCGCACUGAAGGCAAGAUUCCAACCAUGGACAUGGGCCUCGGUAAGAGGUCUUCGGCUUACGUCCCGUAUUUUAGUUUAGGUGGGCCGGCAGGUGUGCUUUCCGACAUGAGGAAAUUCUUCAAUGAGCUGCGAACAAACCUGGACAGUGUGGAAGAGGUUGCUGCCCUCAGUCAGGAGCAGGGUGGUGUGCUUGACCCAGCAGAGUUCCUCGCACUUCUCGCCAAGCAUGGAGCACGGAUGCAGGCUAAGGAAGGCAGUAUAGGCCACCCACCACCAGUCAUCCACACUGGUCAACACAUGUUUGGCUAUGCCACUGAUGACCAGCCUUAUGCUCACUCUGGCCUGGGAAAGUAGAAGUGUUGUGGCAUAAGACCAGCAGCACAAGAGUCAAGUGGAACUGCAGGAGAUUGCCCGUCCUGAUAACCACACCCCGGCCUUAGCAGCAAACACUAAAGCAAUUUGUGUUAAGCGUCCAUUUUUUUGCUAGGGUGUUAACACAGGUCUACCAGCAGGUUGCAAAAUGAAAUUUUGUCUUCACUUGACCAUAUGUGACAAUGUACAUGAAAAUGUAUUUCUUUACUCAAUUUUUACUUGAGAGAAAUGCUGAAACACAAAAUAAAAUAUUAUGAUA